AUGUACAUCACACCUCCUACGGUGGUUGCAAAAGCUCCGAGUGAACCCGAAAUAGGCCAUGGACGUGGAUCUACCAAAUGAUAAGAAUGCCUCUGAGAUUCAAUCAUAAACCAUUUAGCCCCGGUUGUUUGUAAACCUCCCCUUCACCCCACCCCCUCAAGUGGUCAAGAAGGGGGUUGGUCUCAUUUUAUUUCUGUCUGACAGGACAAACAAAUAGGAAGGGAUGGUUCUUUCAUUGCAUUGAUAUAAGUGAUACUAAAAAAAUGAACUCUCCCUAUGACUUCGAGAAGAGAAUCGUAGGUUUGACCGACGAACUACGUGGGAAAAUAAAAAGACCUUAAUUAAUCAUUGGUUUGCAUUUCCUCACAGACGCAUUUGUUGUUUCCAAUGCCCUCUUCAAUUCAAAGGCACGGAAGAGCAGUGCACGUUCUAUUCAAAGAUAGAUCCUCGAGGAUACGCCGGAGCUUUUGGAUGUCCCAUUGUAUCCUCGCACGUGCCUUCAACUAUGUCACAGAUGAGAGAGUCUUCGUUAAGGUUUAGGAAAGAACCAUUUUCCUCAGGUUAGAAGGUCAGAACAUUGGCUUUGAAUAGACCAUUAUGCUAAUUCUGUCAUCUGUUCGUCAGAAAAAGAUGACGGUUAGAGCGUUAAGCGCAGUCUCCUCGAUAAGGGGAGUUGUGUCUACGCCAAUUCCGGAAUUGACGACCUCCUCGCCGCCGACAGACAGACCCAUUGCUGGCAACAAUACUAACACUAAGACUACCCACACCAGCUUCUUUUUUAUCGAAGAAGUGAUAUGAUAGAGGGGAAUCAAAAAAAGUAUUAAUAAUAAUAAGAAUAAAAAGACUCUUAAUGAAAACAACAUCCAAUUAUAUUAUGAAGAAUAAAUAUCUUGACCUUCCCUGGCCUUUCCAACUGAAAGACUCAACGUAACGAGGAUAUAUAGAGGAUUGUUGACCAACAAAAGUCAGGGUUAUCUUCCUCGCUCGCCUACGGCUCGCCCUUCGGCCUUCCUUAUUCCUUUCUUCUCAACUUCCGGUUUCGAAACCUCCAGAACGAAAGAAAGACAAAUAUCCUAUGAUAGGAUAGGUAUCGAUUUAGGACUAAAAGAAGGGAUUUUUUUGAAUUCCCGGUUGCAAUGCAAAGCCUGUUAAUAGAUCAAUUCCUUUCCGUAAGAGGUACAACAUCCUCUUCUACGUCGACUCCUGAGGUAAGACAGCCGGUUGAUCGACAACUAGUACUCUACCACUUCCCGAACCGAUUGACUUCUCUUUACGGUCAGGUCGAGACACUGCUUCCGAAUCCAUGGAUUCCCAAUCCGUAGCUGCUGCGCUAUAGUUGAUCUCAGUCGCCUUGUCCUUGGCCCCCUCGUCCUGACUGACCAGCUGCAUUUCCGACCAUUCCUCCAACCAUCUCGAGUUGGAGGGUUUGACGACAGCCGGAGGGAUGCAUGAAAUACGAUUCUUUCUUCUCCUUUCCGUGUUCGGAAGCAUUAACUGCUAGGCCCUGGAAGGCUUCUUCAGUCAGGCGGGGCAGAUCGAGUCAUCCCUAAAUUGUGAAAGUAUUCGAAAGGCUGUAUGGCUUGAGUCAACUACGAAAUUUCGUGCCAAUUUUCCCAGCUGCAUGCAACCCUAGAUAGACAAAGAGACCAUUCGAGGGGACUUCCUCGAGAGUCGAUAUUCCGUGUUGGGUCAAUUGAUAGAUGCUUAACGAAAAUUAUAUGGUAGACUGUGCCAUUGCUUCAAAGAAAGAGUUCUCCUUCUCCCAAGCUGUUCCGUUCUUUCGAGGGUUUCCCUAGCUGGCAUUAUUGAAGUCUUAGAUCUCGGAAGUUGAUCUUUAACCAGCGAUUUGCACGUCAACGGAUCAAAGAAGGGCAGUAUUAAAUGCUCAUUAUCAACUGACUCCCGAUUUCUAUCUCUAGAAAAGAGAAACCACGUGAUAUGGAUGCCCGGGCGUUUACAUUCAAUGUGUAAAAGAUGUAGUCGAUUGAAAGCUUUCCUUGUUGCCCAUCAGCAGAUCGAGGAAAUGCUUAUUAUUUUAUAGCAAACCCGCGAGAGAACGAAGGAACUCUACCAACUAGUAUUUCGAAAGAAGAAAUCCAAAAAAUGUCUGAAAGAAGGAAAGCGAGGUCAACGAACAUCCCGAAAGAGGAAGGAGGAAUGGAAGCAAAAGCAUUGGAGAUAGCGUGUCAAACCAACUACUUCCUUCUAGUCUCACGGGAAGCUCCUGUACGGGAAAGCAGCUUUCUAGUGCGCAUUAAUGUAGCAAGGUAUUGUAAAUAAUGUUCCAGUUUGAACUAUAAGAAAUAGGCUUGCCAACUGAGCGGAUAAAGUUCAGGAAUAAUGAUUUGUUUUUUCUAUUAGCCAAAGGUGUAGAUAAGCUAACCAAGAUUGGUAAGUCUAGAACAGAAUCCAUAGGGCCGGUGGACAAGUAUAGGACUCUCGGUUUGGCUCGUUCGGUAGGGUCGUUUGACACUUUCCCGAAGGGUAUCUCGAAGCGUAAGCAAGGGAGUGCCUUAUUGUAUCGUAUUGUUGGUUUGUGAUAGUUAUUCUCUCGUGUACUUAUAUCUGGUCAAUGCCAUUCUGUCUAGUAAUUAUUUCUCGACUACUUGUUUUAGUCACUCUUCUCCUCCCUCUAAUCUAACCCUACCUCGCUCUCCAGGCCUUCCAUCCAGUUUGCCUCCUUUCUCUUGUUUGAUGGAAUAGUUCAAUGCCCGAGCUCUAGUUUUGCUUGCGUUCUUCACCGGCGCUCGCCGGAUGUAUCACUCAUCCCGCUCCUAAGGUUAGGAGUCUUCUGUGUGUUAUAAUCAUUACGGGAAUGAAUCGCAUAUCUUGGUUGAGAAUGGCUCGGGAAUUCAUUGAUAGUGACUUUGCCAGGUUCUAGAGGGGCGCUACUCCUAUUUUUUGUCGAUCGAGUCGCUCUCCCUCAUUCUACUCGUCCAGCCUUCUUCACGAACUUGUACAAUCGAUGCCACAGAGAUAGCCAACUCUAUUAUCGAAGAAAUAAGGAAACGGGCGACGAUUUGGCACCAGAUAUCCGGAGGUGUGGAAAGAGCAGCUGUGAGAAGCGGAAAAACCAUCAAAAAACGACGAUUGUUCGUGAAGGUUUCCACAGAAAGAUCCCUUGGUUCUGGCAAACGGAUCACAAUUACAGGUACCUGGGAGCAUACCGAUGGAAUGAACGAAAUACGAACAGUUAA
This is a messenger RNA of Spirodela intermedia, 3197 nucleotides long. Lineage: Eukaryota; Viridiplantae; Streptophyta; Magnoliopsida; Alismatales; Araceae. The record is from the annotation of a GenBank genome assembly.